AUGUCAGCAGAUCCUUUGGAUGAUGACUUUGACAGUGAUUAUGAUGACACAUAUUUAGCAAAGUGUACAAAAUUUCAUAAAAUGACUUUUGAAAAUGACCUGAAAACGAAAAAAGAACCUUUAGAAUUACAGACGAAGAAACUUGAAGAGUUUACCGAUGGAGUUAGUAAAAUUCAACAGCUUGUAACAUUUAAUACAUAUGAAGAAAAAGAUCCGAAAAUUUAA
Messenger RNA from Ambispora gerdemannii, 225 nucleotides. Lineage: Eukaryota; Fungi; Glomeromycota; Glomeromycetes; Archaeosporales; Ambisporaceae. The record is from the annotation of a GenBank genome assembly.